Messenger RNA from Schizophyllum commune H4-8, 1423 nucleotides. Its product is annotated as FAD dependent oxidoreductase. The record is from RefSeq and is a predicted model, not a curated record. Gene Ontology annotation, molecular function: proline dehydrogenase activity; L-pipecolate oxidase activity; flavin adenine dinucleotide binding. The transcript is spliced from 7 exons. The coding region runs from base 80 to 1372 and encodes 430 amino acids. NCBI's taxonomy places the organism in Eukaryota, Fungi, Basidiomycota, Agaricomycetes, Agaricales, Schizophyllaceae.
CUUCAGAUAGAGAACGAUAUGACUGAUCUAUGCGCCGAGCUCCUUGACCACUACCUUAUAGCAGUGCUGAACCCUCAUUAUGGCCCCCAACAUGGAUGACAAGAUCCUCAUCGUCGGCGCAGGCUGCUUUGGGAUAUCGACUGCAUACCAUCUACUGAAAAGGGGUUUCACGAAUAUUACCCUACUGGAAAGAUCAGGCGUGCUGCCUGCCGUCGAUGGAAGUUCUAACGAUUUCAAUCGUAUCGUGCGCUCGUCUUAUAGCGACAAGUUCUACGCCCAACUCGCGCUCGACGCCAUCAAGACGUGGAAGACGGACUUAUACAAGGAUGCGUAUCAUGAAUGCGGCGUCCUCGUUCUGGGAUCGAACGGCCACUCAGAGUAUAAGGACGCUGCCCUGAAGCACGAUAAGGAAAUGGGUCUCGAUCUCGUGGACUUAGGGAAAUCCGAAGCUCUGCGAACGGCGAUCCCGGAGGGAAUCAAAGCGGGCUCGUUUGAGGGCUACACCGGCUAUCUCAAUCGCAACGCAGGUUGGGCAAUGGCGUCGCAAGGCCUGGAGCUGCUCACUAACGAGGUAAAAGCCCUAGGGGCGACCAUCCUGACGGGAAAGACCGUGAGCCAGCUCCUGCGCGAAGACGGUCAGACGAAGGGGGUCAUCUGCACGGACGAGAGCACGUACGAAGCCGCGCUCGUCGUGCUCGCUACCGGUGCUUGGACCGGCUCGACCUUUAAUGCUGACCUUGAUUGCACUGCAUUGUGCACGGCGACGGGCCAGUCCGUCGCCAUGGUCCAGCUGACGGAAAAAGAGGCGGUUCUGUACCGCAAGGCCCCGGUGGUGCUGGAGUUCUCGUCAGGCUUCUACGUCUUCCCUCCGAACGUGAAGAAUGUCGUUAAAAUGGCCAUUCACAACGUCGGUGUGACGAAUAAGAGGGACGGAAACGUCUCUACGCCGAGAACUGUCGUCACGAACCCCAUCGACGGUCUGGCCAUCCCCAAGAAGUCGGUGACCGCUUUGAGGGAAGGGCUGCGAAAGAUAUACCCAGAGCUCGCCAAGCGUCCAUUCGUGGCUACACGACUGUGCUGGUACAACGACACACCGGACGGCGACUGGCUCAUCGGGAGCAAGCCUGGCGACCCGGGACUCUUCUUCGCCACAGGUGGUUCAGGACAUGCAUACAAGUUCUUGCCGGUCAUUGGCAGGCUAGUGGCAGAUGCCAUCGAGGGUAAGCUGCCCGAGGAGCUGGUGAAGAAAUUCGCAGUCGAUCGCGCCUGGGGACCACCGGAUCUUUCGCGUGAGGGCUAUGCGCAGGGUCCGCUGGAGAUCGACCUGGAAGAGCUUGCGAAGAACGCCGAUGAUCUCACUCCUGUUCGGUAGAAGAGAGUACGCACCAGAAACGUCAAUUCCAUGCAAAAUCCAAUUCACGCA